Henningerozyma blattae CBS 6284 is the source of this 411-nucleotide messenger RNA. RefSeq lists its product as uncharacterized. The coding region runs from base 1 to 411 and encodes 136 amino acids. Lineage: Eukaryota; Fungi; Ascomycota; Saccharomycetes; Saccharomycetales; Saccharomycetaceae. The record is from RefSeq and is a predicted model, not a curated record. The transcript has a single exon.
AUGGCCUGUAAUAAUUCAUCAAUGUAUACAAAUUCAAAUGUCAUUCAACAUUUUAAAACGGUAGCUAAGGAAAUCAAAGAAGAUGCUAAAAUGACAGUUGCUAAUGAAAUUAAUGAAACAUCCAAAACCACAGUUGCCAGAGAAAUUACUGAAGAUUCCAAAACAACAGUAGCUAAUGAAAUUAAAGAACAAACUAAUACUACAGUAGCAACUGAAAUUAGUGGGAGACCAAAUGCUACUUUUUCUAAGCUAUCAUCUCAUAAUCAAACAAAAACUGUAGCUGAAGAAAUUAGUGGCAUAUCAAACUUAAAUAUUAAAGUUAAAAGUCAAAAUAAAACCUUAACACCAAAAAAAGCUGAUACAAGAUUCCAGCCAAAGAAAUUCUUUUUCAAUUUGAGAAAUAUUAUGUAA